Cucumis melo (muskmelon) is the source of this 588-nucleotide messenger RNA. RefSeq lists its product as uncharacterized. The coding region runs from base 1 to 588 and encodes 195 amino acids. The transcript has 6 exons. Lineage: Eukaryota; Viridiplantae; Streptophyta; Magnoliopsida; Cucurbitales; Cucurbitaceae. Gene Ontology annotation, biological process: regulation of DNA-templated transcription. Gene Ontology annotation, cellular component: nucleus. Gene Ontology annotation, molecular function: transcription coregulator activity; histone binding; transcription cis-regulatory region binding. The record is from RefSeq and is a predicted model, not a curated record.
AUGACACUUGAAGUAUCUGAUAAACUAUUGGGCUUCACAAAUGCCAAAGAUUUGUGGGAAGCAACACAUGAUUUAUUUGGCGUGCUUUUGGGAUUGGAUGAGGUUCCCAAUCCUAUUAUAGCAAUUAUUCAAGGAAAGCCAGAGAUAUUGUGGCUUCAUAUGCAGUCUGAGCUUUUAAUUUUUGAAAAGAGAUUGGAGCAUCUAAAUACUCAGAAGAUUACAGAAAGGAGACAAGCUAAAGCUGCUCGCAUUAGGGAGAAAUACCCAGAUAGAAUUUUCGUGAUUGUGGAGAAAGCUGGAAGGAGGGACAUUCUUGACAUAGAUAAAAAGAAAUGUAUCCCUUUAGACUUUGAUAAAGUCAAGGUCACUCUCAAAGGUUCUAUGAAAUUAAAGAGGGAAGCUGAAAUGCAAGGAGUGUACGUAAGGCAGUUGCAGGCAAGGGAAGUGGUAGAGACAUUGUAUGAAGAAGAUGAAAACGAGCAUGGUGAUACCUUAUGUGGGGCAUGCGAUGAGAACUAUGCUUUAGAUGAAUUUUGGAUUUGUUGUGAUAUAUGUGAGAAAUGGUUCCAUGGAAAAUUUGUUGUAUGA